Molecule: messenger RNA, 166 nt
Organism: Echinostoma caproni
Lineage: Eukaryota; Metazoa; Platyhelminthes; Trematoda; Plagiorchiida; Echinostomatidae
Source: the annotation of a GenBank genome assembly
GACGAAGAAAAGCAACGCCGUGAUGAACUGCAACGGAAGUUGGCCCGUGAACUGGAGAAGUCAAAAGCCAAACGCAGCAAGAAAAUGGGUAUCCUUCGAAAAUGAAACAUCAUGGCGCACGCACCUUAAUGCUUUCAUGAUGUUUUUCUAUAUUUGUCUUUCGUAA